AAAAAUUCCGAAUACUAACGGGAGAGAAAGCGCCUUUCGUCAAAGGUAUCAACAGCGAAGACAAAAACGCCAUACCUGAACUUCACCUGCUUUUCCCCCUCCAUUCUCUCUCUGACUUCAAUAUCACAAUUUAAACAUUUCACUUUCUCAUUUCGUCUUCUUUUCCAAUUAAUCCAUCUCCAUUUCUCUGACAACAAAACUGCGUCGAAUCUAUAUAUAUAGCUCUGUAUUUGGAAAGGAAAGCAGUAUCUGAUGAUCCUUGAUUAGCUUUACAACAGAGAAGAGCUUGGAAUAUACAUAUAUUAUAAGCAAGGAAGCUUCAAGAUGGUGACGAAAGAGAAAGAUGAAGAGUUGGCGCUUUUUCUCGAGAUGCGGAGACGAGAGAAGGAUAAAACUAACCUUUUUCUUCUUUACAACGAUAACAACAACAACAGCAGCAGCAACAGCAAUGGUGUUGAUGCCUCUUCGGGAACCAAUAAUCGUCUUGGUUCGCCGAUAUCUAAGAUAGUUGCCUCUGUGCCGGCCAGAAAGACAGCUGCUGAGAAAUUUUUGGAUUCAGAGAAUGAUAAAUCUGAUUAUGAUUGGCUUCUUACACCACCUGGGACUCCACUUUUUCCUUCUUUGGAGAUGGAAUCACAGAAAACUAUAAUGAGUCAGAUUGGGAUGUCUAAUGCUCGUCCCACUGCUCUAAAGUCAAGGCUGACAAAUAUACAAGAAGAACCUGCUUCAAGGACUAAUGUAGCUUCAAAGCGGACAACUAUGCAAUCAGGAGUAAACUCUUCAAAUGCCGCUAACAGAAGGCCCUCAUCAUCUGGGGGACCAACAACUGCUGCUAGACCUGCAACACCAACGGGGCGGUCCACUUUAACAACUAGUGGUAAGCCUGCAAGACCUUCCACUCCUACUUCUAGGGCCACCUUGCCUUCGAGUAAGCCUGCUGGUCCUACAGUGAGAUCUUCAACUCCUACUAAAACAUCUGCACGCUCUUCAACUCCGGUUUCCAGACCUUCAUUACCACCUUCAAAGUCAAAGUCAAGAUCAGCAACUCCGACCCGCCAAAUGUCAGCCCCUUCAGGUGCAGCCAAUGUGGCUGCUCCUCCUGGUGGUAGGUCCUCGUCAGUGACAAAGUCUGUUCCGGCUACAUUGAAAAAUCCAGUACCAUCACGUGGCUGUUCUCCUACUGUAAAGUCUCGGCCUUGGAAACCUAAUGAGAUGCCUGGGUACUCUCUGGAUGCUCCACCAAAUUUAAGAACAUUGUUGCCAGAAAGGCCAGCUUCCGCCUCAAGGGGUAGGCCUGGUGGUGCAAUUGCUCAAUCAUCGUCGAUUGAGGCUGGUUCUAAAGGUAGACCAAGACAACAAUCAUGCUCUCCUGCUAGAGGAAGGGCUUCAAAUGGUAGGCGAAUCUCCAUUCCCACCAAGAGCAGAACACAAACUAGUAGUGGUGAUGAUGUGAGCCCAGUACUCAUGGGAACAAAAAUGGUUGAAAGAGUAGUAAAUAUGAGGAAGCUGGUACCACCAAAGCAAGAUGACCACUCUACCCAUAAUAAUUCCACUGGGAAGUCAUCUUCCCUUGAUGGCACAGGCUUUGGUAGAACACUCUCAAAGAAAUCUCUGGAUAUGGCUUUGAGGCAUAUGGAUAUAAGGAGAAGCAUUUCGGGUAAUCUACGCCCACUUACCAGCAUUCCUGCUUCCUCUGUGUAUAGUGUGAGGUCAGGAGGGUCUGCAAAAAGCAAGACAUAUAGUGGUUUGGAUUCUCCUCAUGCCACAAGCAGCAAUGCUAGCUCUGAGCCAAGUGUCAACAAUAGCUCCUUUUCUAUUGAUGCUAUAGAAAUGGAAGACAAAGAAUUUGGAAGUGAGAUAUGAAAUUUGUUGCCUCCGAGCCAGCAGGGUAAGCGAUCAUAUUAAUGGGACAAUAAAAGCCAAAUUGAAAUUGAUUCUGCAUUUGCCUAAAAUUGUCCCCACCUACUAUAUUUAUGCUUAGAACCUCAUUUAGCUCAAUAUUUAAGAGGCACUUUCAUCUGAAGGUGAUAGUAGGCAAGGAAUUUACUAUUCCUUGAAAACAGUUUGAAGAAAUUCAGGUGCCUGCAUAUCUGAAAAAUCCUUUAAUAUAUUAUUGGAACCAGUCUGUUGGAAAUAUUUUAUGAACCAAUUCUCUGGAUCAUCUCUUCAACUGUUCCGGUGUAUUAGUUAGUUUUUGUACCGCUUAAAACUUCUCUGAAGAGCUCCUUCAGCUUAUAUACAUGUUUGAAAAUUUAUUGCUGAAAUAGAGUUUUGUUUAUGAAUUUGUAUA
Messenger RNA from Jatropha curcas, 2290 nucleotides. RefSeq lists its product as uncharacterized. The record is from RefSeq and is a predicted model, not a curated record. Gene Ontology annotation, biological process: cortical microtubule organization. Gene Ontology annotation, cellular component: cortical microtubule. NCBI's taxonomy places the organism in Eukaryota, Viridiplantae, Streptophyta, Magnoliopsida, Malpighiales, Euphorbiaceae.